AUGACUGAAACUCGGUCAUCCAUCAAAAAUCUUGAAAUGCAAGUGGGUAAAUUGGAAAAUAUGUUACAAAGUAGACCUCAAGGAAAUUUUCCAAGUAAUAUCGAAACGAAUCCUAAGGAGCAGUGCAAUGCAAUCUCCUUGAGGAGCAGUAAGGAGGUUGUAGAGCCAGUUGAGAAAUCUAGUCUUCCAUCAAAAAUGGAGUAUGAGAAGAAGAAUAAAAUGGAUGAAGAGGUUAAUGAGAACCUUGAGAAGAAGAAUCUAGAAAUAAGUAUUGAGCAUCACAUCAAGGUCCCAUAUCCUCAGAGGCUGGAAAAGAAGACGCUUGACAACCAGUUUUUCAAGUUUUUAGAUAUUUUUCAAAAACUUCACAUCAACAUUCACUUUGCAGAAGCCUUAGAACAAAUGUCGAGUUAUGUGAAGUUCAUGAAGGAAAUCUUGUCGAAGAAAAGGAAAUUGGAGGAUUAUGAGACAGUGGCACUUAUUGCGAAGUGCAUCGCAAUACUCCAAAAGAAACUACCUCCUAAGUUUAAAGAUUCAGGUAGUUUUACCAUUCCUUGCACUAUAGGGAAUGUGGUUUUUGAGAAGGCAUUAUGUGAUUUAGGGGAAGGUGUGAAUCUGAAUCCUCUAUCUAUCUAUAAAAAAUUAAAAUUGGGAGAAGCUCGCCCUACUACUGCGUCAUUACAAAUGGCUGAUCGUUCAGUGAAGCACCCAAGAGGAGGUGGUAGUAAGGUGGAAGUUACUAAGAGAAAGGUCAUUGCUCAAGUUGGUAGUCAAACAGUGCGUCAUUGUUUGAAAAGGUUCGUUAGUGGGAAAGCUUAA
Molecule: messenger RNA, 819 nt
Organism: Humulus lupulus (European hop)
Lineage: Eukaryota; Viridiplantae; Streptophyta; Magnoliopsida; Rosales; Cannabaceae
Exons: 2
Coding region: 1-819 (272 amino acids)
Source: RefSeq, a predicted model, not a curated record